UUCCCCCCUCCCUUAAUGGCUCACUGCGGCUCCUCCGAGCCCAGCGCAAAGGUACAGGCCUCGCACCCGGACAGCAUCCUGCCCCCACAGGGCGGCGUAGACCAGAGCAUGAAGCCGGUGCUGUUUGAGAUCUUCGGCGAGCUUUGGACCGUCCAGUCGCGUCUCGGUCAGGGAGUCUCGGCCUCGGUGUACCGGGUCAGUUCGGGCAGAGCCACUGCAGCUGUGAAGGAGUUUCAAGCCGACACUCAGGGAGGAGAUUACGGGUAUCACAAGGAGAGGUCCGUGCUGGAAGACAUCCAGGGACAUAAAAACAUCGUCACACUGUAUGGAGUGUUUACCAACCACAGCUCUAUGGGUGUGACCACCCGCUGUCUUUUGCUGGAGCUCCUGGAUGUCAGUGUGUCUGAGCUGCUGGUGAGGCGCAACAGUAGUACCCAAGGUGUAAGAGCCCAGCAGGGCCACUCCAUGUGGCUUGUCCAGCACUGUGCCAGAGACAUCCUCGAGGCUCUCGCCUUCCUUCACAAAGAAGGCUACGUCCACGCAGACCUCAAACCACGCAACAUCCUCUGGAGCGCUGAUGACGAGUCCUUCAAGCUCAUUGACUUUGGCCUCAGCUUCAAACAGGGAAACCAGGAUGUCAAGUACAUCCAGACAGACGGGUACCGCGCACCGGAGGCUGAGCUUCAGAACAGCCUGGCUCAGGCGGGGGUGGAAAUGGAGGGAGACUCGGGCUGCACGGCCGCCGUCGACCUGUGGAGCCUGGGCAUCAUCCUGCUGGAGAUGUUCUCAGGAAUCAAACUCAAAGACACCGUCCGCUCGCAAGAGUGGAAGGAUAACAGCGCUGCCAUUGUAGACCAUGUCUUUGCCAACAACAGCCUGGCAUGCCCUGCCAUCCCCGUCUAUCACCUCAGAGACCUUAUUAAAAGCAUGCUUGUCACUGAUCCAAAACAAAGAUGCUCAGCUGAAACUGCCCUGCUGAGCCCAUUCUUCAGUAUUCCCUUUGCACCUCACAUUGACGACCUGGUUCUGCUGCCUUCUCCUGUUCUGCGUCUGCUCAACCUAAUCGAUGACAGCCACCUGCACAAUGAGGAUGAAUAUGAAGAUAUCCUGGAGGACAUGAAAGAGGAGUGCCAGAAGUACGGAUCCGUGGUUUCUCUGCUCAUCCCCAAGGAAAAUCCAGGGAAAGGACAGGUGUUUGUGGAGUAUGCCAACUCCAGCGACUGCAAAGAGGCUCAGAGGCUGCUGACAGGCCGCACCUUCGAUGGGAAGUUUGUCGUGGCUACCUUCUACCCUCUGAGCGCCUAUAAAAGAGGUUACCUCUAUCAGACUGUCCAGUGAACUUUUAAAUCCUCAGUUUACACCUCAGCAUAGUUUGCAUGUUAAAAACACAACUGCAAAGGUCACCAAUGAGUAGCUGCCCUGCAGUUUAAGCUCUUUCAGAUAUGAGUGAGUGUAGUUCUCCAUGCAGUUUUCUACAGCAAAUCUGUGUUUCAUGCAGAGUGCAAACUGAGCUGUGGUGAGCCUCCGCCUUCAGUCUGUGUGCUCUUUUUAUCCAUCCAGUGCUUUAAUAUAUACUAGAUCUGUCUCAUUUAAUAUCUGUUAGCCAGAGGCCUGCGUUCUGGGGACCGUAGUGCCUGUUCGAGCUUCCGUAUCACUUUCAUUCACUCAUAAAACCUCCCAUCAGAGUUCCAAGAUGAAAAAUUAUAGCUGCAUUUAAAAACUUCUAAAGGACAUCUCACUUGAUAAAUAUAUAGAUAUUGACUUUACUUCAUCAGCUUUAUACAGAAUGCUGUUAAAAACAUGUAGCAGAUGUUAAGUAGUAAUUUAAAGGGAGUUUUAUGCAUCAAACUCAAAACUAAUGACAAAAACACCCUGAGAAUCACACCCCUUCAAAGUGAAAAUUUACUGUGGUGAAAGCAAUCUGUUAAUAUUGCCUAUUUAUAUAUCUUUUUAGGUUAAACAUUUUAGAGGAAGGGACAUGGUACCAGGGGAAUAUCCAGGUGUCUUCUGCCUGUUUUCAGGGAGAUAUUGUUUGACUAAUGCUUCCACUAGCUGGUAGUUUUCACUCACUAACUCACUGCCAUUAUCUGAGCAAGCCGAGGGGUCUCUGCACCCUCUCCUGUAGCCUUAUGCGUCGUAGCCUUUCAUUUAAAGCCAAUGUGCUCUAUUAUCUAUUUUGAUUAUUUUCAUUGUGUGUGAAACCUUUCAGAAAAACAUGCAGUAAGCAUAGUUGUUGUUGUUUUUUCACUGCAGCACACAAGCAAGAAAAUUAAGAGAUAAAACCGAAGAACUAGUAGGUAAAUAAGCCUGUGAACAAAAAAAGGUUCCAGCAGAGGCGAAAAUGUUUUCUAACUUCCUCUAACUUGAGCCAGUGAUGUGUUCCGUUUACCUCAUAAUUUUGUAGUCCGGAGCCAAAGCGUUAACCAGAUAUUGGAUGCAGAUGUGUGCAGUGGGACAUUGGAGAUUACCCUGAUCAAGUGGUGUAAAGCCACUACCUGGAGGAUAUUUGUAGCCUCUUUAAUUAGGACUUUUUUUUAAGACAAUCUUGAGUUGGUACAGUCCGUGUUGCUGUCAUCACUGUUUUUAAAUCUUGCACAUUGUGGCUUUUAAAGGCUGUGCAGUACUGUUGCAAGGUGAAGGCUACUGUACUAACUAGAUAAGGUUUAAUAUAUGACAAGCUUCCAGUGUGUUGGUGCAUGAUCCAGGUGAUUGAUUGUACACUGCCAGCCCAGUGUUGUAGCAUCAUCGUCCUGUGGUAGUACUUUUCAUACUAAAGCCAGUUUCUUGAAAUGCUGCUUUUUGCAUGAUGAGGAAAAAAAAAGAAUUUCUACACAAGUGCCCUAUGACAUUCACAGGCUAGCUAACUAACCAAAAUGCUGCUAUGACAGCUGAUUGUGCUACAGCUGCAUGUGCUUAUAGCUAAAGCCUUUGCUGAUGCCUUAUGAAAUAACCUUCCAGCAGUUUUAGUGUCCACACAAAUUAAAGUGGACUGUUACCAACAAUAACCUGGAACAAAUCAUUUUUCUCCUUCAUUAGUUGCUCACUGCUAAUUUUUCUUCUUAUAGCCCAAGUAGCUAUUAAUCAAAAGCUCGAAGCUACAUUUGACAGUGCAGGUGUUAGCUGCGGUAAACACUAAUGCUAAUACUGCAAGAUUCUAGAAGUGAAAUUCCCGUUAUAUUCUUCAUGUUGAUUUUGAUCGUGAGCUGUAAUUUUGUAACCAUCCAAAGCAGACUGGCUACAGGCGACAACAUUAUGAAGCAGUGCUGUGUGCUCCUGUAGAAAGCAGAUAGCAACCUUGUUUUAACAAAAAAAAGCAUUUUAUUCAUAGUAGAAUAAAAUGGAAAAGAACUAUUUCACCCACAAUCACGACCUAAAUCCUCAAAUUCUGACUUGAAUCCUUCUUGAAAUGGAAAAGCCACAAACAGUGAUUCCAGGCAGGAACAAAGUCCUUUACUCUAUUGAGAACUUCUACUUUACUACAUACGCAAACAUCAACUACAAAAUAUAUUGACAGCUAUUAUUUUACAACACUAUGAUGGGGAACACGAUUAAAUUCAAGAAGGCUGAAAGUUGUUUCCUCUGGAAUCUGGGGUGUGCAGUGCAUUGUGGGAUGUCUAGUUCCUUCUCCGUUAAAAGUAACUUAUGCGCAUAUUAUUGUACCUUUUGCUUUUUUCCCUUUUAUUGUUUUUAACCAAAAAUCUUUUUGUGUUCUUUUGGGGGGGGGGUUUGUUUGUUUGUUUUUUAUGAUUCCUCUCGUAGCUGGUUGGCUUGGUUCGAGGCUUAAAACUCUUUAACUUUCUGAACAACAACAUGUAAAGUGCUUUGAGUGCUUAGAGUAGAAAAGCGCUAAAUUCAAACCAGUCCACAUCAAUGGAGAAAAUGAAAGGGAUAUUCACUUCUAGAACCGGAGCUCUUAGAAACAUGGGUGGUUACUGUUGAACUAGCAACAGCUAGCAACAAAACACCUUUGAUUAUAUUAAACAGAACAAAGGUUUUUUGUUCAGUUUUUUUGCUCAAAGUUACCCUUACAGUUGACUCAUUAUGCUUUUCCUUGUUUUCUGCCGCCGAGGGCAGAUUUCCAUAAUAUAUCUUGUGUUUUGUAAGGGUUUGCUAGUCAGAAGAAAUUUGGCUCCAAGGGAGAGGAAACGAUUUGUUUCAGACAGGGUGGACUGAAGAGUAAGGCUCAGUAUGUGGUAAAAGGAGUUAUUCUGAAGAGUGAAACAUCCAGUCACUGUAUUGGAGUCCAGUCAUAAUGAUAUUGAGCUUGCAUAAUAAGUCUUCUUUAAAGUCUGGUGUGUGAAAAGCAGCAGCUGGGUAUGCUGCUGAAACAUAAAAACGUGAUAGAAACCAGAUGGUGACGUCGAUGAGGAGAAUAAGUUUAUGCAUUUAUACUCUUUUUUUUUUUUUUUUUUUU
Pundamilia nyererei is the source of this 4414-nucleotide messenger RNA. It is a transcript of the gene uhmk1, whose product is annotated as U2AF homology motif (UHM) kinase 1. The coding region runs from base 16 to 1338 and encodes 440 amino acids. Gene Ontology annotation, molecular function: RNA binding; ATP binding; ribonucleoprotein complex binding. The record is from RefSeq and is a predicted model, not a curated record. Gene Ontology annotation, biological process: regulation of protein export from nucleus; peptidyl-serine phosphorylation; positive regulation of translational initiation. NCBI's taxonomy places the organism in Eukaryota, Metazoa, Chordata, Actinopteri, Cichliformes, Cichlidae. The transcript has 9 exons. Gene Ontology annotation, cellular component: nucleus; neuronal ribonucleoprotein granule.